CAAAGUUUUGUCCUUUGGAACAGCUCCUAUUAUUUCCGCUCUCACGAGCACACUCAUCCCACACUUUCUUUCCACGCAAACUAAAUAACAUUCAAAGCCUUCGUUACAUAAAUUGAGCACAAGCAAUCCAUAACGUAAAGGUGCCCCCACAAACACAACUAACACAACCUUUGCUAAUGAAAAAUAUCUCCUUUUUCAUUUGCAACGGUUGCUUUGAAUGAAGGAAGCAGUAACGGCUAUAUUAUAAUUUGUGAGGAGGCAUUGAUGUGGAAGAACAAGAACACGUGAAGGAGUUUGUGUUGUGUUGUAGAGAGGAAAAAUUAGUGAGAGGGCAAGAUGGAUUUUACUUCGUUCUUGACGUCCCUGGGGACUUCGUUUGUGAUAUUUCUGGUUUUGAUGAUUGUGUUUGCGUUUCUAUCAAGUAGGCCUGGGAACAAUGUGGUGUACUACCCCAACAGGAUCUUGAAGGGGUUGGAAGGAGGGUACAAGAGCCGCAACCCUUUCUCUUGGAUCAAAGAGGCUGUGUCUUCUUCAGAACGUGAUGUUAUUGCCAUGUCUGGGGUCGACACUGCCGUUUACUUUGUCUUUCUCACCACUGUGUUGAGUAUCCUAGUUUUAUCUGGAGUUAUUCUGCUACCGGUUCUUCUGCCUCUUUCUGUUACUGACCAUGGUAUGAAGGCACAAAGUAAGACACAAACAUCUAGCAACGGAACUUUCAGUGAACUCGACAAGUUAUCAAUGGCUAACAUCACGGCAAGUAGUUCAAGGUUGUGGGGAUUUUUUAUUGCCUGUUAUUGGGUCUCAAUUGUUACCUUUGUUCUCCUAUGGAGGGCUUACAAGCAUGUGUCAUGCCUGCGAGCUGAAGCUCUUAAGUCUCCUGAUGUGAAGCCUGAACAGUUUGCUAUAGUUGUGAGAGACAUACCUCAUGCUCCUCAAGGUCAGACUAGGAAGGAGCAGGUUGACUAUUACUUUAGAACCAUCUAUCCUGAGACAUUUUACAGAUCUAUGAUUGUAACAGACAACAAAGAGGCGAACAAGAUUUGGGGGUCAUUAGAAAAGUAUAAGAAGAAGCUUGCCCAUGCUGAAGCAGUAUAUGAAGGGUCCAAAACAACUGCAAAACCAGAAGGAACAAGACCUACAAACAAGACUGGCUUCCUUGGACUUGUUGGUAAAAAGGUGGAUACCAUACAGUAUUGCAAUAAGAAGAUUAAUGAACUCGAGGCCAGAUUGGAAUCUGAGCAAAAGGUCACUCUCAGAGAGAAGCAGCAAGAUGCUGCUGUAGUAUUUUUCUCAAGUAGGGUGGUUGCAGCAUCUGCAUCUCAGAGUUUGCAUGCUCAAAUGGUUGACACUUGGUCAGUCUUUGAUGCUCCGGAACCCAAUCAACUAAUAUGGCCUAAUUUGAAAAUCAAGUACUUUCAGAGAGAGCUGAGGCAAUACUUGGUGUAUUUCAUUGUGGCACUGACUAUAUUCUUCUACAUGAUUCCAAUUACAUUUAUAUCUGCAUUUACUACUUUGGAUAAUUUGGUGAAAUAUCUCCCAUUCAUAAAGCCAAUUGUUAAUAUAAAGGCUUUGAGAACAGUGUUGGAAGCUUACCUCCCUCAACUUGCGCUGAUUAUUUUCUUGGCUUUGUUGCCCAAGUUGCUUCUGUUCUUGUCUAAAUUUGAAGGCAUUCCAACUGAAAGUCAUGCAGUUAGGGCUGCAUCAGGAAAAUAUUUUUAUUUUACCGUACUGAAUGUUUUCAUUGGAGUUACUAUUGGUGGAACCUUGUUCAAAGCAUUCAAGAGAAUUCGGGAGCACCCAACGUUGGAUGAAAUUUCGUCCUUGCUAGCUGAAAGCCUCCCAGGCAAUGCUACUUUUUUCUUGACCUACGUGGCCCUUAAAUUUUUCAUUGGCUAUGGUCUUGAACUGUCCCGAAUAGUUCCCCUUAUUAUCUACCAUUUGAAGAGAAAAUAUCUUUGCAAGACUGAAGCUGAGUUGAAAGAAGCUUGGCGUCCAGGAGAUCUUGGUUAUGGAACUAGAGUUCCUGGUGACAUGCUGAUUGUCACAAUUGUCUUCUGUUACUCUGUUAUUGCUCCUGUGAUAAUCCCAUUUGGUGCUCUAUAUUUUGGUCUAGGAUGGCUUGUUCUGCGAAAUCAGGCACUCAAAGUCUAUGUACCAACAUUUGAAAGUUAUGGAAGAAUGUGGCCACACAUACACAACCGUAUACUAGCAUCUUUGAUAUUAUACCAAAUUACAAUGUUUGGGUACUUUGGGACGCAGAAAUUCUACUAUACACCACUUGUGCUUCCUCUUCCCAUAUUGUCAUUGAUCUUUGGUUUUGUCUGUGCAAAGAAAUUUUACCCCGCCUUUCAACAUCCAGCACUUGAGGUUGCAGCUAAUACACUUAAGGAAGUUCCCAAUAUGGAAUUGAUUUUCAGAGCUUACAUUCCACCAAGCUUGAGGUCUGAGAAGAUAGAUGAUGAUCGGGUUGAAGAUGCAUUGUCUCAAUGUUCGAGAACAGCACCUGUUUGAUGUAAUUAUCUGAAUUUCAACUUGUUUUUACGUGUUAGAUGUAGUCUUGUAGAGAUACUUUUAGAUAUUUUAUUAAUUGUUCAGAAUACGUCAUAGGAACCAGAGGUGUUGAGUGUUGAUGUUGUGAAUGUGAUUGUGUAAGAAAAUGUUGGGUGGUCUCGUAAUAUUUUCUUUUAGUGUGAUGUUUGUUCGACUUGUGAUAGUUGCGGAUCAGUGUUCUCUAUGUAUUCAACAUUUUCUUUAUUUGUUCUGAAUGAGAAUUCAUGACUUUUCAUUGUGUAAAAUUAACAAUGUUGAAUGAUAUGUUCUAAAAGGAGUUUGUGGUA
Messenger RNA from Glycine soja, 2837 nucleotides. RefSeq names its product CSC1-like protein ERD4. Bases 337 to 2511 code for a protein of 724 amino acids. Lineage: Eukaryota; Viridiplantae; Streptophyta; Magnoliopsida; Fabales; Fabaceae. Gene Ontology annotation, cellular component: plasma membrane. Gene Ontology annotation, molecular function: calcium-activated cation channel activity. The transcript has 6 exons. The record is from RefSeq and is a predicted model, not a curated record.